CUGAACAGGAAACAGACCCAGAGCUAUGGCCCAACAAGAAGAACAAGAAAUAGUAGACGUGAUUCUGGAGAAGAUCGACUCCCGGGACCCUCUCACCAAAGAGAUUGAUUUGGUGGAAAGAGACCCCAAGCAGAUCAACCAAGAGGUGGUCAAGGUAGACUUUGAAGAUGUGAUCGCUGAGCCAGAGGGCACCCACAGCUUUGAUGGAGUGUGGAAGGCCAGCAACACCACCUUUACUGUCAGCAAGUACUGGUGCUACCGGAUUCUAUCGGGGGCACUGGGGGUGCCCCUUGCCUUGCUCUGGGGCUUCCUCUUUGCCUGUGUUUCUUUCUGCCACAUCUGGGGGGCCAUGCCUUGCAUCAAGAGCUACUUCAUAGAGGUGCAGUGCUGUGGGCGCUGCUAUGCCUUGUGCAUACGUACCUUCUGCGACCCUCUCUUUGAAGCAGUGGGGAAAGUUUGCAGCGACAUCCGAGUGGCCCUGCGCAAGGAACACGCAAAGGACUGAGCCUCUCCUUUGGGUCAGGACAGGAUUCUGGCUUCAUUUUUCCUUCACUUGACCCAUCAGAUGGGACAGUAGCUCAGCUGCAAUCCUGAGUCAGUCGACUGAUGGAGGUGGAAACAAUCUGGCUGAUGGAUCUUUACCUUGAAUUCCCUGGCCCCCCAAAAUUACUCCACCUCUUUCUGAUUAUGGUGGGAAAACCUGUACUCUAAAUCUUGCCAGCUUUAAGAUGUGUGGACUUUAACUCCCAGAAUUCCCCAGCCACCCGUACUCCAACUCCAAGAAGUCCUCACACAUCGUAAAGUUGCAAAGAUUGAGAAGCACUGCUCUAAAUGCCCCCAUCUCGCUCUCACACACACACGUGUCACAACACAGUGGCAAGUUCUUCUACACAAGCCCUUUUGUGUAAUAAGUAAUUGUUGAGGAGAACUGCUGUAAGAGAUCUGCAGAGAAAGUAUAGCAAGGCUUUCUAGCAGCACAAUGGGAUAACUUGCCACAGCCAAUUCACCACAGCCAAUUCACCAUGGCCAAGCAUUUGACCUGUGGGUCAUUUCAGCAUUGUAGCCUCCCCAUUCUGGCACCUUCUAGAUGUGCCAUAAUUACAGUACCCAGAAUCUUCCAGCAGCCUGGCUGCGGGAUGCUGUGAGUUGCCAUUCCACAAUACAUUGAGGCAGCCAAUGGGAUUAGAGCUAUCAUAUCCGGGAUACAAAAUUCCAAUACUGCCUUAAAUUGGAACAAGAUGAUAUAGUGUCCUGGGAAGCCAUUUCAGAGAUGCUUUAAGUAGAGCACUAAUGCCUUACAUCUCACAUUUUCUCUCUCUCGCUCCGUCUCUGACAUUCACUACCUUACGGUUUCAGCCAACCCAUUUCAUGUCACUACUGUGGUACCUUUCUUUGAAAUCACUUUGUGGACACAACAUUACUCAAUCAGUGCUGCUCUUUCUUAAACCUUAAUGCUAAUUUCUGCUUUGAACUAAAUACUGACAAUUUUCUAAAAUUUAAAAAAAAUGUUUU
Messenger RNA from Protobothrops mucrosquamatus (brown spotted pit viper), 1512 nucleotides. Its product is annotated as caveolin-3. NCBI's taxonomy places the organism in Eukaryota, Metazoa, Chordata, Lepidosauria, Squamata, Viperidae. Gene Ontology annotation, biological process: caveola assembly; regulation of membrane depolarization during cardiac muscle cell action potential. Gene Ontology annotation, cellular component: caveola. Bases 26 to 505 code for a protein of 159 amino acids. Gene Ontology annotation, molecular function: molecular adaptor activity; transmembrane transporter binding; connexin binding. The transcript is spliced from 2 exons. The record is from RefSeq and is a predicted model, not a curated record.